AUGCUGAAUAUGAAAAAAAAAUCCUCAGAUACGAGUCCAACUUGUUGGGAUUUAUUUCAAAAGACACAUAGAGUUAAAGGUAACCCAGAAAAGUGGGUUUCUUCAAAAUCAGAGAUGGUUGCUAAUGAGUAUGAAAAAAGGAUUAUUGAGAGGGAUUCACAAGAGGCACCUGGAGAUGAUGUUUCUAGUCAUCAAUCUGACAACCUCAUCUUCUUAGAUGUUGUUGGAGGUGUGGAUAAGAAGGGUCGUAUAUAUGGUUUGGGACCAGAAGCAGCAAAGUACAAGCCGUCUAAAUCUUUCACAUCUGACUGUAUCUCUUCAUCUGAGUAUGAACAAAUGAGGACUGUUAUUUCUGAUUUGUCUGUUGAAAACAAAACUCUUAAAGAUAAACUUAAGACUCGUGAGGAUUUGAUUCGUGCAUCACAGGAAGACUCACGUUUGCUUAGAGAACAAUUAUUCCGAUUUAUGGAAACUUUUUCUGCAGGUCAUCUACCUCCACGUCCGGAUCAAACUCCAUCUUCACCCACUUCUUGA
This is a messenger RNA of Vicia villosa (hairy vetch), 534 nucleotides long. RefSeq lists its product as uncharacterized. The transcript has 3 exons. NCBI's taxonomy places the organism in Eukaryota, Viridiplantae, Streptophyta, Magnoliopsida, Fabales, Fabaceae. The record is from RefSeq and is a predicted model, not a curated record. The coding region runs from base 1 to 534 and encodes 177 amino acids.